GUCGAGUUGGUCUUCGAGUCAGUCUUUUACUUUCAUGUAGUUUUGCAGGUGGGCGAUUGGAACUCGACACCUCAAUAGAAGUUUCUAAUCGUCACGACGUCACAUGACUAUCCACAAUGCGCCCGCACUAGCACUGGCACUGGGACAAAGAGUUCCACAGUAACAUUUUGUCUAGACCAUGGACUCCAACAACUGGCGCGUUCCGCGUGAGCCUUCCAGAGAAGAGGACAAACCUUCCAGAAAAGAUGUGCCGUCACGUCCUUCAGAGAGGACAAGAGAGAAAAGGUCCUGGGAAUCCUUUUCCGGGUGGGGAGGCGUGCCAUCAAACACAGAUGGACAACCACAAUACAAGUACCGAGGAGGAAGCAAUCCCACAAGAGGCCGCGAUAGAGCUCCCUUUCCGCGACCAACCAAACAUAUUGCACGGGAUCCCAAAGCAGAACAAGCCAUAGACGAGGGACGCAGAAUAUACGUUGGAAAUCUACCUUACGACGCCCAGAUAGAUGAUUUACGCGGUCUUCUCGCCGACAUAACACAUUCCAUUCAAGAUAUCAGCAUGUCGGUGGAUCCUAUGACAGGCCGAAAUCCUUCUUACUGCUUCGUUGAUUUUACUUCAAAAGCAGAGGCUGAAAAAACCAUUCAACACUACAACGGUCUUAGGUUCAUGGGCAGACCUCUCAAAGUGAAGCCAGCAGUCAACGCGGGUGAAGGCAAGGGCCGUUACCACCUCAAAAAGGACACCCUCCAGUCCAGAAAUGACCCAGAAAUGGAAGCACCAAGUGCGGAGAACGACAAAACCCCAUACGCAUUUGAUAGUUCGCGUCGAUUGGAUGCCGAAUACAACCCGAAAGAGCCCAAUGUUUCCACCGUGGGAGAAGACCGUCGUGUAUUCGUUGGCGGACUCCCCAGGUUUCCCGACCAAGUCACGACCAGCCUCAAAAUGAAGGAGCUCUUCGAAGGCUACAACAUCGGGGCUAUCAGCAAGCUCAUCUCUCCACAUGAGUCAAUCAAGACUGAUCCAGGCAAUAGCUACCACUGUUACGUAGACCUUGGUUCUGCUGAGGAAGUCGACAAAGCAGUCGCAGAACUUGACGGAAUAGAAAAAUGGAACUGGAACCUCCGAGUUGCACGUUCGAAUCGUGUAUCCAGCGAACUCCGUGAGAGACAACGGGUUUACAUUAACAACCUCCCGAAUGCGUUGGGGUAUGAUGGAGAAGUGACCUUAGAGGGCGAGCUCAGAAAUCUACUUCAUCCUUUUGGCGAACUUGAGUUCGUGAGUAAGAUCUUUUCUCGUUACAAAAAUGAAAGGACGGGACUGAAGAGUGGAUGCUACUGUUUUGUGGAGUUUGACAAGGCGAGUCAGACGGAUGCUGCUAGUCGGGCAUUGGAUGGAACUCUGUUCCACGGUAACACGCUGACUUUUCGUGCUUCGAAAAAAAGAAGUGCUCUGGAAGAGCAUUUUUCGAGAGAGUAACUUAUAAAGGUUCUGAUUUAGGGUCGUUCUUAUGACUUUCUAAAAUGUCCAUGGCGAU
Molecule: messenger RNA, 1532 nt
Organism: Hymenoscyphus albidus
Lineage: Eukaryota; Fungi; Ascomycota; Leotiomycetes; Helotiales; Helotiaceae
Source: the annotation of a GenBank genome assembly